AUGCACCCAAACUGCUUCGGUUUGUCUCUACUGAACUUUAUUAUUGUUCUUGCUACUUUCAACUUUACAGGUGAGAAAUCCAAAAUAUUUACUAUAGAAGUCUUGGUUCUUUCAGAUUCCACAGAAACUGUCACGUAUUCCGAUCGGAAAUGUGCCGGUGACCUUGGAAAUCUCUGGCUGGACGUUGUUCUUGUGGUCGAUAACUCUCGAGCCGUCACAAACAUAAAUGAGGUCGUGAAGAGCAUUCUGAGCAUUUUCGAAAAUGACACUAAGAUCGGAACAAGAUCCGAUGAGCCGAGGACGACCAGAAUCGGCCUGGUGACGUACAAUUUGGAUGCGGAUAUUGUCGCCAAUCUGAAUCAGUUUCAAUCCUUCGACGAUCUGAACACAUCCAUCUCUGCCCAUCUUUCCACGCUCAGCUCUUCCGACGAUUCGUUUCUGAUCAAAGGGCUAGAAGCCGCGGAAACAGUAUUGGCCAUUUCAGCAAGAGCCAAUGAGCGCACGCAUUACAAAAAAGUGAUAGUCAUCUAUACUCCAGUGAUGGAUGAGUGAGUUCUCAUUCUGUCGGCGAUUCAAUUCAGUUCUGUCUGUCAUUUCAGUAUUUUCUCAGCGUAUCCAUUAGCUGAUCGACUAAAAGCCGACGGAAUCACAAUCAUCACGGUGGACGGCAGUGGGGACGAAAUGGAAUCGGCCAGGAAACAAAACCUUUUGAGUCUGGGCCUGAAUCUGAGCAAAAUAGCCACUAAGAACUACGAUUUCUCAAUUCAAGAUGACAAAUCCGUGGAGAAAAUUCAAGAGGCGCUCCUGCAAAGUAGUGGCGACUACCGUAACCCUAAUGAUGCCAGUAUUUCAGGCAACUGUUUCUGUCCGAAUGGCUGGACACAACUGCGCACUUCCACGCGGAUCAGCACUCGUACAAGUACGGUACCUGCCUGUCUCUCAAUUCACUCCAGGCAGUUGGAGAGCGGCACGGCUGAGUUGCAGAAACCAGUGGAAGAAUGCUCAUCUCACAAAUGAGUAUGACGUCAAUAAGCAUAACUAUGUGCUCGGUAAGUAACGGUGGGCCUGAAAACUUAAAUGGAACGAUCAGUGACUUCAGAAGCACUGAGCAACUCCACACUGUUCCGUCAUCCGUACACUUACCUUAUCGGUCUCACCUACACUUCUGGAGCCUGGUACUGGGAGCAACCAAUCGGAAAAGCACUGAAGAAAGUGGAGGGAUGGAGCAACUGGAAUACGGAUUUCCCCGUGAGCUCCUCGACGAUGACAGUUGGGCUCAAUGUGGAGGCUGGCGAGGCGAUGAGGACGAAUUGGCAGAACACGGAUCCGAUGAGGGAUGCACAUUAUUACGUGUGCGAAGUUGUCACUUGCGAUACGGAUAAUUAUUGUGAAACGGUCGAGGAUUAGAGGGAUUCGGCUAGAAUAUUCAUACGGAUAACGAAUACGGAACGAGGAUAACGAAAAGUAAACCUUGUCGUUGAACAUUUCUAACCGUUUUUUUUUCAGUCAACUGCUUCUGCCCGAACGGCUGGACCCAAUACCGUUCCUCCUAUUCUCUGACUUCCUCCUACCGCUUCGGAGUCUGCAUCGCUCCUACCGUAAUCCCGGCCGUCUGGAGAGCAGCCAGACUGAGCUGCCGCAAUCAGUGGAACAACGCGUAUCUCGUCAACGAGUACGAUGCCAACAAGCACAAUUACGUGCUCGGUGAGCCGUCAUUACUUCCGGAGGCAAUCCAACUCAUUCUGUUCUUUUCCAGAUCUUCUGAAGAACACGACGGCGUUCCAGCAGCCGUACACCUACCACAUCGGGCUUUCCUUCUCGAACGGAGCCUGGAACUGGGAGCAACCGGUGGGAUUGGCCACGAAGAGAGUGCAGCACUACGAGGCGUGGAACCCGGGAUUUCCGAUCAGCUCGUCCUCGCUGACCGUCGCCCUCAACAUUCAGGAGAAGCGUGAUCUCGUCACCGGAUGGGAGAACACCGAUCCGCUCAAGAAUUCGCAGUACUACGUUUGCGAAGUGGCCUCGUGCGAUACUGAUAACUAUUGCGAUCAAGUUGAUAUUUGA
This is a messenger RNA of Caenorhabditis sp. 36 PRJEB53466, 2064 nucleotides long. NCBI's taxonomy places the organism in Eukaryota, Metazoa, Nematoda, Chromadorea, Rhabditida, Rhabditidae. The record is from the annotation of a GenBank genome assembly.